CGGAAGCUGUAACCGCUGUGCUUUCAGUUCACCGUCUGCUGUGAAGGAAAAGUGGUGCUGUUGUGACGCGACGAAGCCCCUUAAGGGCAAGUAGGUUACCAGCGCCGUGCGUGUGUGGGUACACAUAGCAGAGUGCGACAUAAAUUGCAUCCAAAAAAAGAAAAGGAGGAAGCUCACGAAAGGAAGAGAGCAGUGAAAACGAACGAACGAACGUGAAGCUUGCGAAAUGAAGUGUCGCUAGUGGGGGGAGAUGCUUGUCGUGUGAGCGUGGCCCCCGUGGCCAUUCAAAAGCCGUGCGUGCAUCCAUCGUUCGGUGAGGGGUGAGUGGUUGACUUCGCAGCAUUCGCUAAAGGAUAGAACACCGUGCAUAAGAGUUAAGGUGGAAGAGGAGAAGGAAAAAAGGUUGGACUGUAACGCCGGCUGGCUGGUGGUUCCAGCUCAACGCCCUCGAGAGAGUGAGAGAGUGUCAACGAGAGUGACAGCCACGGAGGACAUCGCGAACGCGACUAGUUCGCACCACUAGCACCCUUUUCUGCUCAUCAUCCGUUGUUGUAGUAGGCCGAGCUCGGAACGGAAGGCCAUCGGCGUGUACAGGCCAUCAGCCACGGUCACUGCAUCCGACAUCGGUUACUAGCUGGGACAUCAUUUACAUCCUCGGCACUCGUCGACACAGUCGUCGUCGUCGUCGCCGUUCUGUUGCAGCAAACUAGACGCGAACCGCACCGUUGCUCUGAUGGUGACCAGCACGAUGCAGUAAUGAAGUGCAACGGCAGUGAUGACGAAACGAGCAGCAUGCACCAGGCGCACCAGCAGCAGUUGACAUGCAGAAAGUGCAGCGAGGCGCAAGUAGAAGGCAUUCAGUCGUGUCGGUUGGUUUGAGUUCCGGCACGGGAAAAUUCAAUUCCCCUAGCUCCUUCUUGGCUUGUGCUCGGCCAUCCGUAAGGUGGUAGUGAAUGGGCGCGUGAUGCCGUACCGGAAUCGAUAGGCGAAGACCACUUUUGUGAGUUUCUGUGUGCGAAAACUGUGCUCAAAAAGCUCGCCAAGUUCGAGGCGCCCGCGAUCAGGCGAGGUUCGAAGGUCGACGACUGUGUUCGAUUGUGUCAACUCUGUGUGCGAACGUUGUCGAACAGGAGCAAGGGGCAAACACUGAUUGGAAGCUUCGACCGUCAACCGUCAAAAUGGGUGACAGCAUAAAGGUGAUAAAGUCGUCGUCGUCGCUGCAGUUCGGUCGACUUCAGCCGGUUGCAGUGCUUCUGCUGCUGCUGCUACUAGCGCUUCGAUCAACAGUUUGUGCAGUACCGAUACACUCGCUGGAAAUGGAUCGCUUCCGGAACAGCAUCGAUCUGGAUGCGGAGCAGACGGAGGCGCGGUACGAUCAGGAGAUGCUGUCCGACAUCAUUAACGAUAACGAUCGUGGCGAGGUGCAGAAGAAGGCGGAAUCGUGCACGGUCGAUGACUACAAGUACGACCACGGCCAGAAGAUUCAACGGCUCGAUCCGUGCGAAAUCUGUCUCUGCAUCGAUGGCGAGAUCUUCUGCUGGUGGAAACAGUGCGAUGCUCAAACGAAAGCGAUACUGAGCGUUGGCUCUGGGGAGCAGCAGAGGGACCUCGUGCUCGGUCAGGAACCGACCAUCGGCAGCACCACCACACCGAGCGUACCACCAAUGGCGGCCACCGAUGGAUUCGGUUUUCAAUCGAGAGGCCACCUCCAAUCGGAAGCACCACCAUUCGCCGACAGUAACGGUGGCGCUACGCGGCUAAUUGUGGCCGACACGCUAAGUGAAUUCACGACGAGCAUUAGCGUGAGCAGCACCAGCACCACGGUGGCCAUCGGUGGACCGUCGCCGAACGGAGCACAAUCGAACCACAGUCCAGGCCAGGGUACGAUCGAUGGCAUUCCCAAGAGUAUGCUCAGCUUUCCGCAAACGCCACCGAUCAUGAUGCACCGUCCCGUGGCCAUUAAACCAACGGAAGCUGGCCGCAAAUCGAAGGCUGGUGGUCGCGGUGGCGCCAAGGCUGGAAAGGCCAGUUCUAUCGGUCUGAAGAAAGGAAAGAAUCCAAAGAAACUUGGCUACGACGUGGUCGAGCGUAAACCGACGGUUUCGAUCGCUAGUGAUGCGUUGCCUGAUGUCAAGCAGAUGCCUCAGGAGCAGCAGCAGCAGCAGCAGCAGCAGAACAGUCGAGAGCAACCGGAAACAAGUCAGCCGUCGAGUCGGGAGCAGCUUUUCGGUGGCUACGGUUUUGGAAUGAUCCGGGAACCUCAAGACGCUGGUAUGGCACGAAAUCGAGAUCAUGAGGCGGCACCACAGCACUACAUCAUCACUUCUUCCGGCCAUGUGGAAAUGUUCGAUGAUGCACUCGGUGGACCGGAAGGUCCGGGUAUUCGGGAUGUACUGAGCUUCGAUGGCCGCGUGUCGUCGGUCGUUGCGUCUGGCAAUGAAGAGCCCGUCGAAAGCGCCGAAGAUGAUGACGAUGAUGAUGAUGAUGAUGGAGAUGACGAAGGUGAAAGUGGAGCCGAGGAUGAUGGCGGUCCGGUCGCUCCAGCCAUCAUGCUAACGACCAACGUUACCCAGGGCGGUGGACUCGCUGCUGGUGGUGGUGCUUCGACCUCGACAACGACCACAACGAUGCCACCGAGUGACCGACCAUCGUCCGUGAUCGACAUCCUCAACUCGACGGCGAUCGAGACGGACUAUGGUGAGGGAACGAACCACUCGGAGCUGAUUUACCCGGAAGUUCCGCCAGUCUAUGGUGGUGGUGGUACGGUGGACGCUGGUAGUAGUAGUGGUAGCAGCAGUAGCACGUCAUCGAUGCCGACGACGACAGCGACCCAGUCGCCAUUGGCCACUGAAUCCUCGGAGCAGCACUGUAUCGUGAUGGGUGUGACGUAUCCGGUCGGUGCCGUGCUGAAGCAGGAAACGGGCAACUGUUUGCAGUGCGUUUGCGUAUCCGGACCGGAAAACGAUCCUUCGCCGAGGGUGACCUGCACUCCACUGAACUGUCCACCCCUGAUACUGCCCGACAUACUCGAUGGCGCGGGCUUCUAGAUGCUGGCCAGCUAGUACCGAGUAGUGAAGCUGUAGAACGACUAACCUGGAUGAACGGUAGCAGAACAUACACAAAAAGGACAUACCAUACACAACCACAUACAUGCUCAUAAACAAACAGACUCACACACAAAUGAAGCAUACUAGAAAAUGUAAACAGGGGAAAAUGAUAAAAAGUGGAUCAACAUAUUUAGCGUAAUAUCCGGAAAAAAUGGAAAUGGAAGUAAAGAAAAAUGGGAACGAACGAACGUGAAACACAAUAACCUAGGUAGGCCGGGGGAGGGCGGCUAACGCGAACACUCCGAGCAGCAUCGCAGCAGGCCCAAUGUAAUGAUCGAUUUAAGAAUUUACCGUAGAGCAUUAGAGUUUAACUUAGUGGCGUGGGAUUGCGUUGUGGAGCGGAGUGUAACUUACUGUAGCCCAGAGUGUGGUGUGUUAUGUUAUCUGUUGUGUAAGAAGAUGCGUUUCUUCUUCCUCCUUCUCAUUUCCUGGAUGUGCUCAACUGCGAACGACGGCCCCUCAUACAUACUCGGCUCAUGCGGGAGCAGUGGCUUUGUAACAAUGUAAUGUGUUGCUAUUUGCUCCCAAACCCAAUAAUGCUGUAUCGAUCCAUUGCCAUUAAUGCCGAACCCUUUGCUGCUGCUAAGAUGUUAUGUAUUCAUGAUUACAAUGAUUACGUUUUGCUGGUAGGACUCCUGUGAAAUCCUUCGUUUUCAGUGUUACAAACCAUUAUCAGGUGGCGCUCGGUUUGAGUUUCGCUUUGAGUUUAAACGGAGUAGACCCUCGUAAGCAUGUAGUGGGUUGGAUCGCUUCGGUUGGCUGGAGACAAACGGGACAACUACCGCGGGGAACCUAGUCUUCCACCACCACAAAAAGGCACCAAAAGAAGGACUAGCAGCACAGCUGGAUGUCGUGGUUUGGUCUCAGACUCCGUUCCGCACAAAAUGCUCGACCGUACAUAUCUUACAAUUCGUAUCAACAACCAUGAGGACACAUGUUUCGCAACAAGGCACUCAGUAGCAGCUGCUGCAGUACUUCACGCAGACGAAACUCCACGCAGCACACCAACGGGAGGGCAUUCUCCGGAGCCGAUCCCCUCCUUGGUGCGUCUCGUUCUUUUGACUUUCGAGAGGAAGGGCAGGAUCCAGAGCGGUAUCAUAUCACAUCACAUCGCACCUAUCAAGAGCAGACGAGCUUUCGAGACGCUCCCACUUCCGCUUCUGGAGAGUGAGUUGAGUGAGAGGCUCCAAAGGACUAGGACAUCAUUAAGGCGAAGGUGCAGAAGGAGGAG
Messenger RNA from Anopheles aquasalis, 4338 nucleotides. RefSeq lists its product as uncharacterized. Lineage: Eukaryota; Metazoa; Arthropoda; Insecta; Diptera; Culicidae. The record is from RefSeq and is a predicted model, not a curated record.